CAUGGAUGGUCUGUAAUAGCGUCACCCAGGGCAAGCUCAACCUCCAGAUCCAACCUCGCUGUUCCAGUCUCCCAGCGACGCUACUCUCAGUCGCCGGCGGCGGCGCGAUCAAACUUCUCACCCGUUUUCACCUUUUUGCUCUACGAACUUUGCCUAUUUUUGUAAAUGUCCUUGAAGCAUUUUCUUGGUGACAUGAAGACUGAGGUUUUAUUGGAACUUCUGGACAGCAUUUCUUCUUUUUCAGGUCUGAAGUAAAACCCUCCUUCUUACAUAAUCAAAUUUCUACACCCUCUUGACUCCUUGAUCUUACUCGAAAGAUUUCACUGAAUCAAUCUGGGAAAAUGACAGAAAUAUUCAGCUACACUGCUUGCAGACAAUUAUCACAAAUGUUCUUUGCAGUACUCUUCUUUCAUGGUUCCGAAUACCUUUUAGCAAUCAUAUUUCAUGGGAAAUCCAAUGUAACUCUUAAAUCUCUCUUGAUCAGCCAACAGUAUGUCUUGGCAAUGAUCUUCUCUGUGCUAGAAUAUUUACUCGAACUUUACUUUUUCCCCGAGUUGAAAGAGAAUUGGUGGAUUAGCAAUUUGGGACUUCUGAUGGUUGUUGUUGGGGAAAUCAUAAGGAAACUCGCUAUUAUAACUGCUGGACGAGCUUUUACUCAUCUUAUUCAAAGACAUCAUGAUGAACGUCAUAAAUUGAUAACGCACGGAGUUUAUAGCAUUGUUCGCCAUCCAGGGUACACCGGCUUCUUGAUCUGGUCAGUUGGCACUCAAAUAAUGUUGUGUAACCCUGUGGCGACCUUUGCGUUUACAUUAGUCGUUUGGAACUUCUUUCAUAGAAGAAUACCAUACGAGGAGUAUUUCUUGAGACAGUUCUUUGGGUCGGAGUACGAUGAAUUUGCUAAGCAGGUCCCUUCUGGGAUUCCGUUCGUGAAGUGAUGAACCAACAUACUACCAAUAGGAUCUUUCUUGACUAAAGUUCUAACCUUUCUACCGUUGCACGUUGAAGCUCCGGAUCCACUUUCUGCUUUCGGUUUUCAACCUGUAAGUUGUUUUUGUUGUAAAUUUGUGUCUGGGAGUCUUUCAUAUGACUAAUAGAAUUUGCAAUUUGGAUUUACACAGUAGAAGAUAAGUUGUUUGUGGGAUCUUGAUAUUGAUACUGAAUUUGAGAACUGUUGCUCUUGUUGUUUA
Molecule: messenger RNA, 1187 nt
Organism: Cynara cardunculus var. scolymus (artichoke)
Lineage: Eukaryota; Viridiplantae; Streptophyta; Magnoliopsida; Asterales; Asteraceae
Product: protein-S-isoprenylcysteine O-methyltransferase B-like
Exons: 2
Coding region: 342-935 (197 amino acids)
Biological process (GO): C-terminal protein methylation
Cellular component (GO): endoplasmic reticulum; membrane
Molecular function (GO): protein C-terminal S-isoprenylcysteine carboxyl O-methyltransferase activity
Source: RefSeq, a predicted model, not a curated record